Molecule: messenger RNA, 1686 nt
Organism: Candidozyma pseudohaemuli
Lineage: Eukaryota; Fungi; Ascomycota; Pichiomycetes; Serinales; Metschnikowiaceae
Product: polynucleotide 5'-hydroxyl-kinase
Exons: 1
Coding region: 1-1686 (561 amino acids)
Biological process (GO): cleavage in ITS2 between 5.8S rRNA and LSU-rRNA of tricistronic rRNA transcript (SSU-rRNA, 5.8S rRNA, LSU-rRNA)
Cellular component (GO): nucleus
Molecular function (GO): polynucleotide 5'-hydroxyl-kinase activity
Source: RefSeq, a predicted model, not a curated record
AUGAGUGCAUUUGCAGCUUUCCGAAAGCUGUCCAGAAGUACGCCAGAACUACCGUCUUACAGUUCCCCUUUUCCAAACAAUACCUUAAGUUCCAAUGUCAAGUUAGGCGCCAGAAAUGCCAUAUUCGCAGACUCCUCCAUCCUAAUAGGCCUCAAUCCAGGGGAUUAUGUCACUGCAAGUGGCACAUACACAUUGAAGAUUGUCAAGGGAAGUGCAUUGAUAAACAGCUUGCACAAUAUUGACAGUGAACAAACUUAUAAUGUGAUCACAAACGCAAAUGAACCGCUACCCGUUAUCAGUGGAGUCGAUAAUCCUACACCUAAAGAUUCCAUACUACCUUCUUUUCCAACAGUUAUUGAAAUCCAAAAUUACGAUACGGGUAUUCAGCAAAUCGGUCGCAUCCAGGAACAAGUAAAAGGCUUGUAUCUAGAUAAACCCGAUUCACAGUACACCUUCGAUGUGAAGGAAGAAGGUGAUAAUGACACUGAGGGUAUAAGAAUUGACCAAAGCGCAUUUAAAGCAGUUACAGAGGUGGGAAACCGUUUAACAAAUAAGUCAGAGGUGGUCUUGGUCGCUGGAGCUGCAUUCAGUGGAAAACUGACCAUGGCACAUUUGCUUCUCAACUACAUCACCAUCAAUUCACCCGUGGCAUUCCUAGAUUUGGAUCCGAAUAGCGGCAGGUUUUCACCUCCAGGCUGUUUAUCAUUGAGUGUGCAAAGCCAGCCGUGUUUUGGAGUGUUCAUACCAAACGGUGAGCUGAAGGGAAAAACACUAUAUUACGGUCACAAUAGCCUGACGGCCUUACCCACGUAUUUCAUGAAAUGUGUGCGUGAAUUGAAGGAUUACUAUGAGUCCAAGUUGCUGAAACAUCCCCUUAUUGUGAAUACACCACCAGGCAUCAAAGGCCUAGGUAGGGAGCUACUCUCACAGAUAUCUGCACUUUUCAAAACUUCAGUUCUUGUGUACCUAUCACAGAACGGCUCGCCUGAAGUUGAAUCUUUUGAAGAUGAUUUCGAGGUCCAGGAUAACCCAGACGACGAGGUCAUUGCUGAUCUAACCCACAACACACUCUACAAGGUCCACGCUACACGAAAGAAACCGAGGUUUCUGAACUACGCCCACGAAAUUGCCUUACUCCAAUACUUCCACAGAAUUGAAAGCAAAUACGACUUCUCGUUUCUAGUGGAGCUGCCUCCUCAAAUGGUGAGCUAUUCACGUGGGGAUCCUCAUGGGGUACCGCAUGUGGUUUCUCUCCACCAGUCUAUUCAAAAAUUGAGCAAGGAAAAUGUCGAGGAGUAUUUGGAAGCUUCUGUGGUCGCCUUGUGCUCUGUUGAUUUACCACUGCACCUUGCCAGCAAGACAUAUCCUCAAAUCAUCACGACAAACGACUUUGUGAACUUAAGCCACGACAUGAUCUGCCUUUGCAUCGUCCAUCUGAUCAGCAAAGAUGGGCACUAUCUAGUCUAUCUUCCGAGAAACUCAUCCGUGACACUGCGGUUGAGAGAAGAGACAUCAAAAAAGAGGUCACUUGCAUUUGUCAGGGGAGAUUUUGGUAUUCCUUCUGGUGAGUUUUUAGCUCCCCAUUUUGAAGGCAGAAGUAUUCCGUACCUUGUUCCAGAGCCACUUAGUAAAGUAGGUGGUGUCUGGAACGUUCGAAAGAAUCUAGGACGCAAGAAUCAACGGUGA